AACAGAUGCAAUUAAUUUUAUUCGGACAUCGCACUCUGAGGCGGUUAUUUUGUGACAAAGUAAAUAUAGAUAAACUGUUAAAGGUCACAACAAGCUUGUCACAUUUGCAAGAAUAUAAGGAAUAUACUCAUGGCGUUAAUAAGAUAGUUCCGCUAUUUAAAAUUGGAUUAUUGUACGCUGAUAAUAUUUGUUUAAAGGAUUUUGCUGGUCAAUACACCUAUCUGCAAUUGUAUAAUAACUCCAAGAUACUAUCAAGACAAAUAUCCAAUAUAUGUGGCAGUGGAUCCUCUUCAACGAUAGCAUUUUUUAGUUCCAAUGAUGUUUUGACGGUUUUAAUUCUAUGGUCCAUUUGGAUGUCAGGACAAACAGCUAUGGCACUGAAACGUGAUCAAACCUAUCCUGCACUUGAUAAUUUAGUCAAAAGAAAUAAAACAAGGCUUUUAAUAUCUUCUGAUAAAUAUGAAAAUUGUAGUCGUAAUCUAGCUUUUGAAAAUAGUAUCGCAUUGUUAAAAAUAGAUCACAAGUUUCUCAAUAUGGAUCAAGCUAACAAUGAUUUAAAACCUGAAAUUGUCAUGGCUACACAGAAGAAUACGUUUUUAGAAGGAGUUCUUUUUAAUGAGUUCUACAACUCCUCGGGAGCUCUGUAUAUAUGUACCAAUGAAAAUGAUGAAAUUCCUAAGAUUAUUUUACUGAGUCACAAAGAAUUGAACACUCAUAUAAGAAAAACAGUGCAAACGUGGAAUAUAUGUGAAACCGAUAGAAUUCUUUCUAUUUCUCCAUUAUUCCAUAGAUAUAAUGAUGAAUACAUCUAUAACAUGUUAUUCCCCUUAAGUGUGGGCAGUCACGUAUUUCUAUUUGAACCAUUCGACGCCAAGUCUGCUUGGCGCACUAUAUUGGGGAUAAAUAUACCUUUAAAGGAACGCGUCAAUAUAUUAAUUGCUGAACCGAAAGUUUACCAACUGCUAAUUCAAGAAUAUGAUAAAAUGUUUGUAGGAGACAAUCGAAUGAUGGAGUAUAUAAAGGAUUAUUGUUUGCGUAAUAUUCGUCUAAUGAUAUAUUGUUUUUUACCCUUGAAUCCUUCAAUAUUUUCAGCAUGGUUGAAGAUCACAGGACACUCUCUACUUGAAACUGACUUCCGAAUUGAUUAUUUAAAUUCAAAACCAUGCGGAGGAGAUAUUCAUGAUAAUAAAGAUAUAAGGUUGCGUAUAGUUGAUGCAAAUAAAAAUGUUUUGUUGGAACUAGAUGACAUUCAAAUGGAAAGGCUUCAAACUUCGCAUAGAGUAGUAGUAGGACGUCUCAUGAUAACAUUUAAUCAUGAAACUUUCUGCAGCACUGGUGAAAUAGUAUCCUACUGCAAUGGAGUUUUAAAAAAAAUUGGCCGUUAUCACUGUUCAAAUUGAUUGAUUUGCAAUCAAGUGCACUUUUAUAAUUUUAUUUGUCUACAUUUUCUGAUUAUAAAAAUGACUAAUUGUCUGAUAAUAGGGGAACGAACGAAAAACAAAAAAUGACUAACUAUCGAAUGAGUCACCAACUCUCACUUACACACAUAUUUAUCUCUCUUUUUAAGAGAACCAAAUUUUAGAAAUAAAAAAAAAAAUUCGCAAAUUAUAAAGGGUAAUUUUUAGUGUUUUUUUUUUUUUGUUUAAUUUUUAUUAUUAUUUAUAAAAAGCUGAAAUUCAAUGUUUCAUUAUUUCUGCUUCAAAAUACAAAUAUUGUGUUGUGGUUGAUGUAAUUUUAUUGGAUUGGGUGGUAGAAUGGUGUUAAUAAAAAAGCAUUCAUCUUACUGACGGUCAGUGGCGCGCAAUUUUUCCUCGACCGCUUCGCGGGAAGCUUCAGAUAAAUCGGUAGCUUGUAUGUAUUUUUGGA
Molecule: messenger RNA, 1866 nt
Organism: Calliphora vicina (urban bluebottle blowfly)
Lineage: Eukaryota; Metazoa; Arthropoda; Insecta; Diptera; Calliphoridae
Gene: Acsf3
Product: Acyl-CoA synthetase family member 3
Exons: 2
Coding region: 6-1400 (464 amino acids)
Biological process (GO): fatty acid metabolic process
Molecular function (GO): medium-chain fatty acid-CoA ligase activity
Source: RefSeq, a predicted model, not a curated record